UUUGCAUUUCCUGUUGCUGCAGGAGACUGCAGGUGGUCGUCAGGGCGACGACAGCGGGGGAGAGGCAAGAGAGAAUAAUCAAGAGAUAAGAAGAGACGGAAUCAGAAAGGGAAGGAAACCCAACAAAGGAAAUGCGAACGCGAUUCGGCGAAAAGACGAGGGAAAUGAAGGUCCCAAGAGGAAUCCUCCAAAGCGAGCAAAGGAAGAACCUAAAGAGGGAAAAGCACACAAUAAUGUGAAGCCGAAGGAACAGAACGAGAAAAUUAAAAACACCAAGAAUUCGCGGAAGAAAUCACAGAAAAGAAAUAAAAAACUAAGGAAAAACAAUGAUCCAAAACACAAAACGCACGAUAGUACCAAGAAGGACCCAACAAAGGAAAUAAGAAAAAGAAAGAAAGAACAAGAAAAAGAGAGAAGCGGAAAUGUUGGAAGGAAACCACGGAAGGAAGAAAAGAAAUCUCAAGGAAGAGGCAGCAAAGACAAACCGACCGUGAAUGGACGACCAAACACGAAUGUCAAAUUUGCAGAGAGAAAGAACGGAAAUGGCGAGGAAAGUGGCUCUAGAGCCAAGGACAAGAGUGACAAAAGGAAAUGCAGAAAAACACCCAGACGAUGCUCCAGAAAAGGAGGCGAGUGCGUCCCGGACGACUCCUGCUCCGUCGACCGGAUCGACGACGCCUGCAAAGGAGCCUCCUGUGUGUGCUGCCUAAACGGGUGCGCACCAAAGCGGAAAUGCGAUAACAUGCAGGGGAAAUGCAAAUCGAAAUGUGGUCGCAAAGAGAAAAAACUGAAAGGCGCUUGCGAAGGGGACGGCUGCGUGUGCUGCUACAAAAAAUGCAAGAAGAAGGAUAAAAAUUGUGAUGGUUUUUGUGUAAAGACCAAAAAGGAAUGCAAGGGCGGUAUAUUCACAGAAGGUGCCUGUAGUCGCGGGUGUUCUUGCUGUACACCCCAGUGCAAGCCGAAGCGCAAAUGCAAAGAUGGCUAUUGCGUUCUCAAGAAGAAGGACUGCACAGGCACCAUUUUGCCAAACGGCUGUAAAAAGAAGCCCAAGGGAAGGUGUUUCUGCUGCGUUCCAACCACGUCCACUACCACAACUACCACCGCCACUACCUCCACGACUGUAAAAACUACUACCACUACAGUAAAAGGAACUACCACUACACCAUCAGGAACUACCACUACACCAUCAGGAACUACCACUACACCAGCAGGAACUACCACUACACCAGCAGGAACUACCACUACACCAGCAGGAAAUACCACUACACCGGCAGGAAAUACCACAACACCGGCAGGAAAUACAACUACACCAGCAGGAAAUACAACUACACCAGCAGGAAAUACAACUACACCAGCAGGAAAUACCACAACACCGGCAGGAAAUACAACUACACCAGCAGGAAAUACAACUACACCAGCAGGAAAUACCACAACACCAGCAGGAAAUACAACUACACCGGCAGGAAAUACCACUACACCGGCAGGAAAUACCACUACACCAGCAGGAAAUACCACUACACCGGCAGGAAAUACAACUACACCGGCAGGAAAUACCACUACACCGGCAGGAAAUACAACUACACCGGCAGGAAAUACCACAACACCAGCAGGAAAUACAACUACACCGGCAGGAAAUACAACUACACCGGCAGGAAAUACCACAACACCGGCAGGAAAUACCACUACGCCAGCAGGAAAUACCACUACACCGGCAGGAAAUACCACUACACCGGCAGGAAAUACCACUACACCGGCAGGAAAUACCACUACACCAGCAGGAAAUACAACAAGCAACAGCAUCCUCCCUGCUUUGAAUGCACGAGUCGCAUCUCUUCUUGACCUCCAGAGAAGUAUUGUUAAUGUAUCAAAAGAGAUGCAGACGUCACUAGAUAUUGUUAACAAUAUCAGCACAACAGUCAAUACCAGGAGACAUCGGCGAAACGUCGGCAUCCUCACAGCCCUGACCUCGCUCCUGGUCCAAGUCGAAGAGGCCACAAACCGCAACGACUCAGCGAACCUGACGGCCCUCGCGCAGGCAAUAAAAAUCCAGAGAAGUGACCUGGAGACGCUCGCCGCUAAUGUCCGGACAAACUCCAGCCUUGCCACUGAAAUAAAGGGCAGCGUUGCGACUACAAUCCAGAAAUUCCAGACAACAACAGCUUUAUUAAGGGAGAAGGAUAACCAGAUAAAGAGCGAGGUUGAUAUUCUGCAGCAACAGAUUUCGCAGCAGGGAGGAUCCACGGUCCUCGUCUCAACAGCCAACAUUCCGCUUGUGACAACAGCCAUGACCACGUCCACAAUCUCUUCCACAAAUAUCACCGCCAACUCCACGACUACACCGGCAGGAAAUACAACUACACCGGCAGGAAAUACCACUACACCGGCAGGAAAUACCACUACACCAGCAGGAAAUACAACAAGCAACAGCAUCCUCCCUGCUUUGAAUGCACGAGUCGCAUCUCUUCUUGACCUCCAGAGAAGUAUUGUUAAUGUAUCAAAAGAGAUGCAGACGUCACUAGAUAUUGUUAACAAUAUCAGCACAACAGUCAAUACCAGGAGACAUCGGCGAAACGUCGGCAUCCUCACAGCCCUGACCUCGCUGCUGGUCCAAGUCGAAGAGGCCACAAACCGCAACGACUCAGCGAACCUGACGGCCCUCGCGCAGGCAAUAAAAAUCCAGAGAAGUGACCUGGAGACGCUCGCCGCUAAUGUCCGGACAAACUCCAGCCUUGCCACUGAAAUAAAGGGCAGCGUUGCGACUACAAUCCAGAAAUUCCAGACAACAACAGCUUUAUUAGGGGAGAAGGAUAACCAGAUAAAGAGCGAGGUUGAUAUUCUGCAACAACAGAUUUCGCAGCAGGGAGGAUCCACGGUCCUCGUCUCAACAGCCAACAUUCAGGUUGUGACAGCAG
Messenger RNA from Penaeus indicus, 2912 nucleotides. RefSeq names its product mucin-2-like. Lineage: Eukaryota; Metazoa; Arthropoda; Malacostraca; Decapoda; Penaeidae. The annotation marks the transcript as partial. The transcript has 4 exons. The record is from RefSeq and is a predicted model, not a curated record.